Nerophis lumbriciformis (worm pipefish) is the source of this 1644-nucleotide messenger RNA. The record is from RefSeq and is a predicted model, not a curated record. Lineage: Eukaryota; Metazoa; Chordata; Actinopteri; Syngnathiformes; Syngnathidae.
AUGCCGACCAAGCCCGCCCCUAUCAAGAAGAAACCUGGAGCCAAGAAGGUGGAAAAGCCUGCGCCUGCACCUGAACCGGAGCCAGUGCCGGCUCCGGCCCUGGAGCCCGCUCCAGUUGUGGAGGCCCCCCCGGCCGAACCUGCCGCCCUGGCCGAACCUGCCGCCCCGGCCGAGCCUGCCGCCCCGGCCGAGCCUGCCGCCCCGGCCGAGCCCGCCGCCCCGGCUGAGCCUGCUGCACCGGCUGAGCCUGCCGCCCCUGCAGAGGCGCCUCCCGCAGAAGCAGAGGCUGUUGCACCUGUUGUGGAGGGCGAGGCCCCUGCUGCCCCUCCAGCUGAAGGGGGCGAAGCUCCACCAGCAGAUGAACCUAAAGCACCAACUCCACCGCCACCUCCACCCAAAGAGCCCACCAGCGCCCCUCUGGAUCUGUUCAUUGAGGACAAGAACGACACUUCGGUAACGAUCAUCUGGAGCCAACCGGAGGUUGUGGGGCCUUCCGGCCUGGACGGGUACACCAUCGAGGUGUGCAAGGAUGGAACUGAAGACUGGAAGGCGGUCAACGAGGACCCGCAGAAGUCCUGCCGUUACAUUAUCAAGAACCUGACCACUGGGGACAGGCUGAAAAUCCGCGUUGUGGCUGUAAACGCCGGUGGACGAAGUCUGCCAGUCGCCCUCCCUGAGGCCGUCCUGGUCAAGGAGGUUGCUGACCGCCCCAAGGUGCGCCUGCCUCGUUUCCUCAGGCAGCGAUACGUCGCCCAAGUUGGAGACAAGAUCAACCUGACCAUCCCCUUCACAGGUAAACCCAAACCUGUGGUGAGCUGGACCAAAAAUGGGCAGCCGCUGGAGAAAGGUCGCGUGAACAUCCGCAGCACGGAGAGGGACAGCAUCCUCUUCAUACGAGCGGCUGAAAGGGACGACUCUGGCGUGUAUGAAAUGACCGUCAAGGUGGACGACUUUGAAGACAAGGCCUCGCUCACCUUGCAGAUUGUCGAGCUUCCUGGGCCUCCGGCCAGCGUCAAGAUUGUGGACACGUGGGGCUUCAACGUGGCUUUAGAGUGGACCGCACCCAAAGACAACGGCAACACGGAAAUUACAGGCUACACCAUCCAGAAGGCCGACAAGAAGACCGGAGACUGGUUCACCGUGAUGGAGCACUACCACCGACUCAACGCCACCGUCUCGGACCUCAUCAUGGGAAAUACCUACAAGUUCCGGGUGUUCUCAGAGAACAAGUGCGGAAUCAGUGAAGAGGCGGCUGUCACUAAAGAUGAGGCGAAGAUUAUCAAACUGGGCAUCGAGUACAAAGCCCCUGAGUACCAAGAACACGACUUCACUGAGGCGCCCAAAUUCACUACCUCCUUGGCCAACCGUGCUACCACGGUGGGCUACAGUACUAAGCUUCUGUGCUCCGUCAGGGGAUACCCCAAGCCCAAGAUCGAGUGGCUGAAAAACCAGAUGGUCAUUGGCGACGACCCCAAAUUCCGUCAGAUCUGCGUUCAGGGCAUCUGCUCCUUGGAGAUCCGCAAGCCGGUGAGCUUCGACGGAGGCGUUUACACCUGCCGAGCCAAGAACAACCACGGCGAGGUCACGGUCAGCUGCAAGCUGGAAGUCCGACAGCCGGUAGUUGCAGAGGCAGAAAAGAAAUAG